Messenger RNA from Eurytemora carolleeae, 1056 nucleotides. RefSeq lists its product as uncharacterized. Bases 33 to 434 code for a protein of 133 amino acids. NCBI's taxonomy places the organism in Eukaryota, Metazoa, Arthropoda, Copepoda, Calanoida, Temoridae. The record is from RefSeq and is a predicted model, not a curated record. The transcript is spliced from 4 exons.
AUCAAUUUCAAUUUUCUCCCACCUCACCAAGAAUGGGAGGACGAGAGACCAAUAAGUACAACCGGCUUAGUGUUUGCAGUAGCCAUACCGUCAGCAGAGGAAGCAGCUUCAGAAAUACGUGUGUUUUUCCAAGAAUGGAUGAUCAAGUGGAAAUCAAACUUCCGCCAGCCUAUACAGAUCUUUUCAAUCCAGGAUCUGCAGACGUUUCGAGCCUGGGAACCCCACCUGCCUACUACUCCCGAUCCCAGAGCGAGACUGAGGAGGGUAGUGAUCAGCUGACUGCUCAACCCAGUGAAGCACAGCUGACUACAAAACCAAACCAAACUACUGAAACAACCAUCCAAGCAGCCAUUGAAGUUGUUAAAGAAGCCCCACAGCCAGCAAAACCACGAAAAACCUACAAGAAAAUGAAAAAGCCAAGUGAUAAUCAGUAAUAUUUGACACAAGUUUGCCACAAGCUUUAAUAUAAAAAUCAUAUCAAAAACAGUAAAGGAAAGCUCCAAUUAUUUAUAUUUUUUAUUUCCGUUUUUUGAGCCAAGCUAAACCAAUUUUAAAUAAUAUAUCUGAAAAUUUACUAUGUAACAAUUUAGCUCUUGUUUACCAACAUAUCUUCUAGUUAACUGUAAAGCUUAGUGAGAGGCAUUCACAGAAUGAGAUGAGGGUUCUCUGAGAAGAUGGAGUGGGAGGGGGAGGGGAGGGGUAGCUUUCUCUGCAUGCUUUAUGUGUAGUAUGUAGAUCCCUUUUUUUAUUUGUUCUUAACACCAUGCAUGAAGAAAUUGAAUCUCAUUUCACUUUUUAUUUUCCCAUUUAAUGAAGCCUUCCUUACUUUGUAUAAAUUAUUUCCAUAUUUAUCCAAGAUCCUAUCUUAUGUGAAACCUAUUCAUGUUUGUACCAAAAUGGAGAUAUUUAUGGCAAGCAGGCCCAUAAAUAUGCUAAUAGGACUCAUAAUUCAUCCAGCGCCUACCUUGCUCAUAAUUCUUGAACCAAAUUCAAUAACAUGUUCUUAAAUUAUAUAUAAAUAAAAGUAAAAGUAAAAUAUAUAUUAUAUAACAUUUA